Messenger RNA from Neoarthrinium moseri, 555 nucleotides. RefSeq lists its product as uncharacterized. NCBI's taxonomy places the organism in Eukaryota, Fungi, Ascomycota, Sordariomycetes, Amphisphaeriales, Apiosporaceae. The record is from RefSeq and is a predicted model, not a curated record. Gene Ontology annotation, molecular function: pyruvate transmembrane transporter activity. Gene Ontology annotation, biological process: pyruvate import into mitochondria. The transcript has 2 exons. Bases 1 to 555 code for a protein of 184 amino acids. Gene Ontology annotation, cellular component: mitochondrial inner membrane.
AUGCCCGCCACCACGACCCUCUUCCGCGCCGCCCGCCCGGCCUUCCAGUCGUCCGCCUUCGGCACCACCCGCGCCGCCUACUCGCGCGCCGCCUUCCGCAACUUCUCCCAGUCCGGCCGCCGCUACCAGGGCGGUGCCUCCUCCGCCGCCGGCGAGGGCGCCGCCCACCAGCAGCAGUCGUGGUUCUCGCGCAUGUGGAACAGCCCCAUCGGCUUCAAGACGGUGCACUUCUGGGCCCCCGUCAUGAAGUGGGCGCUCGUCCUCGCCGGCGUCUCCGACUUUGCCCGCCCCGCCGAGAAGCUCAGUCUGACCCAGAACGGCGCCCUGACUGCCACCGGUCUGAUCUGGACGAGAUGGUGCUUCGUCAUCACCCCCAAGAACUACCUUCUCGCUGCCGUCAACUUCUUCCUGGGAAUGGUUGGUAUCGUCCAGGUCAGCCGUAUCGCCAUGUACCACCGCUCGCAGAAGAACGCUGGCGUCCUGCCCACCGCUGAUGAGAUCAAGGAGGAGGCCAAGGAGAAGGUCGAGGAGGUCAAGAACGCUGUCAAGUCGUAA